AUGGCCAUGCCCAAGCUGAGAGAAGUAAAGCCAAAGAGCCAAAGAGCAAAAGAGCAGAUGGCCGACACCUGCAGCAUCUGCCUGAGCAGAGGCCUGGGAGCUCCAUGUCGAACCCAGAGCAUACCCCAAAUCCCCCUUCCACGACGACACUCGCGGCUUUCAACUGCUGCUGGAAAUGGAAACGCCACUAGCUCAGACAUCAUCUUGCCUUCGACUGCCGACUGCUGCAAAGCAGAUUUUUGUACAGAUCUGUUGCUUUGCGGUUUGAGGUGCCAGAGUGUGGACCGCAAGUGGGGCACGAGGGUCUCUUAUCCCUAA
This is a messenger RNA of Symbiodinium natans, 318 nucleotides long. The record is from the annotation of a GenBank genome assembly. Lineage: Eukaryota; Dinophyceae; Suessiales; Symbiodiniaceae.